GGUUGCACUUAGCUAACAUAUAGAACGCCAGACGGGCCUUGAACAAUCUUUCAAGCUCUCUUGAAUUGUACUCCAGGAAAAGUUAACUUUGCAACCAUUUCAAGCAAAUAUGCCGAUCGUUGUCGAACAUUACAAUCCCGCGUGGCCGCAGCACUUCGAAAAAAUCAAAUCCACUCUGCACACAUACCUCAGAGAUGUCACCAUUGUAUCAAUUGAGCACGUAGGCAGCACGUCUGUCCCCGGCCUCGCCGCCAAACCCAUUAUCGACAUCGAUAUCAUCGUCACCAGGGACAACGUGCAGCCCGCCAUCGAUGCCUUAGUUCAAAACGGCGGAUUCACAUACAUUGGCGAACUUGGGAUCGUUGAUCGACAUGCACUGAGGGAUCCAGACCAAUCGCCAGCGAGGAACACGUAUGUGUGCGUUGAGGGUGCCUUUCAGGUCCGCAAUCAUCUGGGCUUACGCGAUACCCUUCGGUCGAAUCCCGAACUACGUGACGAAUACAGCAACGUCAAGUUGAAUCUCGCAGCCCAAGGAGUCGAAGAUAUCGGGACUUAUAUUCGGGGCAAGAAUGCCGUGAUCCAAAAAAUUCUCAAAGCCAGUGGUCUCCUUACUGACGAUGAGCUGCGUACAGUCAAUUCAGUCAAUACGGAUGGCGGUCAGAUUGCCGGAACGAAGACGGAAAGACUGCUGCUGAGGGAAUUUGUCUAUGGCGAUCUGGAUGGAUUCUAUGAGUUGGAGUCCAACCCGGAAGUUGUGAGAUAUCAGGGCUUUCCUCCGCGUACAAGAGAGGAAGCAAAGGAACUUAUCCUGGAAAUUAUCAGGAAUGCUUCCGUUGCACCGCGCUCGCAUGUGGAACUUGCGGUCAUCUACAAUCAGACCUUCAUUGGUCGUGUCGGCGCGAGAAUUAGCCAUGCCCAGACAGAAGGACGAGAUACUUCCAGAACUGCGAAUCUCUGGUAUUCGUUUAAGCCAGAGUGGCAUGGGCAGGGCUUUGCUACGGAAGCAAUAAGGAAGUUCGUUGAGCUGCUGGGGAGUCCGUUGAGGCUGGAGAUUGAAUGUGAUCCGAGGAACAAGCGAAGUGUGAAGAUGGCCGAGAGGCUGGGAUUCCAGAAGGUUAGGGAGAUAGAGAAGGCGUAUGAGAAUAAGGGGGAGUGGGUGGGCAGCGUGGUUUUUGAAAAAGAGAUUUAGGUUCCGAACAACUUCCUCUGUAAGACCCCAUUUCCAGCCCUGCAAAAGACAAAGAACGUGUCGAUGAGUGAGAUCUCUGAGGUAAGCCAGGUUGUGUGCAAUAGCAGCAAAUCGGCCCGCUUUCAUGAGAACGGUAUCCUGAAGUAUGCUCGCUCAAACGGUCACUGAAUUGGAUGUAACCUUCGUGGAGCAGGUCCGAGAUGAAGUGGCACUGGGCAUGGAUGCGUUCGACAUGAUCGCUUCCAUGGAUGAGCCCACGAGUGCGAAGCAGGUAUGUGAGAUCUUGAUCGGAACCC
Molecule: messenger RNA, 1485 nt
Organism: Westerdykella ornata
Lineage: Eukaryota; Fungi; Ascomycota; Dothideomycetes; Pleosporales; Sporormiaceae
Product: acyl-CoA N-acyltransferase
Exons: 1
Coding region: 110-1189 (359 amino acids)
Molecular function (GO): acyltransferase activity, transferring groups other than amino-acyl groups
Source: RefSeq, a predicted model, not a curated record